Lentinula edodes (shiitake mushroom) is the source of this 1813-nucleotide messenger RNA. Its product is annotated as FAD binding domain-containing protein. The transcript is spliced from 16 exons. The coding region runs from base 84 to 1808 and encodes 574 amino acids. The record is from RefSeq and is a predicted model, not a curated record. Gene Ontology annotation, molecular function: FAD binding. NCBI's taxonomy places the organism in Eukaryota, Fungi, Basidiomycota, Agaricomycetes, Agaricales, Omphalotaceae.
CUCUCCUGAUUGGCGCCACGUAUUCUGCAACUCUUCUGAAUGGAAGGAUGAUGUGCUGAGAACCUUUCUUUUCCUUCGUAAGAAUGUCAAGAUUCGCUGAAACCCAGAACACAGUUGACGUCGUCAUUGUCGGUGGUGGACCCGUAGGGCUACUUCUAACCUAUCAACUUGCCCGGUUUGGCUGCAGAGUCUCUAUCAUAGAACAAGAUGACAAAACGCAAUCGUCCUAUGGUCGUGCCAGUACAAUGUGGCCCCGAACGAUUGAGCUACUUGACCAGCUCGACCUUGCUGAGCCGCUUAUUCAAGCGGGAAUGAUCACUCGAUCGGGUUUGCACUUUCAUGAAGGUCGUCGUGUAAAAGGUGGUUUGAUGUACGGUAAUCGGAUGGAUAAACUUGGAGAUACUUUCUUCAAAUUUGCCCUACAUUUACGCCAACGCCUCACCGAAGAAAUAUUCGCCGACGCGGCCUCUAAGGAGAUCGGGUCAACACAUAUGAUGCUUCAUCGGAUGCAAGGCUUUACAAUCGAUCAGAAUGAGGAUUCGCAUCCUGUGACAGUUCAAAUCAAAGACUUGAAUACAGAAGAAGUAGUCGACAUUAAAUGCAAGUAUCUCAUCGGUGCUGAUGGUGGGAAAUCGACAGUCCGCAAACUUGCCAACAUCUCAUUUGAAGGAGAACAUACCCAAGGUCGCUGGAUUCGGAUGGAUGCUCGGGUGACGACAGACAUGCCCAACCCUCGUUGCUUGAAUAGCAUCGAUUCCGCUUCGCACGGUCAAAUUCUCUGGUGUCCAAUUGACAAUGGUCUGACGCGCAUCGGAUACGUUUUUUCUGGAUCGCUCAUCGAAAAAUACGGCGGAGUAGAAGGGGUGACGCAAGAAGUCGCAAUGGUAGAAGCAAAGCAAGCUUUACAUCCCUUCAAGCUCGAGUUCUUGAGUGUAGAUUGGUUUACUAUUUAUGGAAUUGGGCAACGUAUCGCUGGAACUUUUUGUGCCAAUGAUCGUGUCUUCCUUGCUGGGGAUGCUGGUCAUACACACAGUUCUGGGUCUGCGCAAGGUCUAAAUACCGACUUGGCUUGGAAACUUGCACUCCGUGUUCGGGGUUUAGCGAAGAAAGCAUUGCUUGAUUCUUAUGAUGCUGAAAGAAGACAAGUUGUGCAAACGGUUAUUGAUAAUGACAAGGUCAUUUCCACCUUGAUCUCAGGCCACUAUCCACCGAGAUUCCAGGGGCGCAGUGAACCAACCAGAGAAUUAUUGACAGAAUGGUUCAACGAUCUCAAUAUGCAACACUUUACUCUUGGACUUGGGAUAUCUUACCCACUCAGUUUACUCAACGUUACAAUUGCAGAUCCGUCAGUUGCUACUAUUGACCCUGGCGAGAGAGGCCCUGAUGUAUAUCUAACCAGUCUGGGCACGGGGGAUCCGUUACGUUUGCAAAAGAUAUUGAGCAACAGAGCUAAGUUCUCAAUUGUAGUGUUUUCUGGAAAUACCGAGUACACUAGAUUGGCCCUCGUCGACCUCAGAACUACAAUUACCGCAUUAGAUUCCUUCGUCAAUGUAUUCCCAGCGCAAAUAUUUCAAUGGUUUACUAUCCCCGCGACCUUUGGCAACGGGGGGCAAGAGAUUCUUGGUUGUCACCCUUUUGGAAAGGUGUACCUAGAUACAGAGAUGAAAGCACACGAGAUGUACGGCGUUGAUAUACGAAGAGGCGCGGUCAUUGUAUUCAGACCAGAUGGAUGGAUUGGAACUGUCGUCCCACUCUCUGGUGUUGGACAAUUAAACCACUACUUUGACGCAAUCUUGAAUAGACGAUAAUCAGG